AUGUCUUAUUUGGUCCCCACACUGAAUAUUUUCUUAGUCCUUUUCCCAUAGAUACCCUUUGUUUGUAUAUACCCUGCAAAACGAAACUGAUUUUGUCGUGUUCCCUUUUCACUGAUUAUCUCUGUUCUUCUUGGGAUUCUCACCAAAUCCGACCGCCGUCUACGGUGGCCCUCAGUUCACCUUCCGCCGUCUACGGUGGCCCUCAGUUCACCUUCCGCCGUUACUUAAUGCAGUAAUGAAAAUCAAAAACCAAUUCAAGUAACAGCAACAACUCCACCACCGAUUUUUGUUUUCUCCUGAAAAUUAAUAGUGAUGGGUUUAGUGAUGAAUGUGGUAGCAAUAGCCCUAGCUGCUGGGCACAAAACGAAGAGACCCUUUGGUGUGGAUGAUCAGGAUAUUGAAUUUGGAAAUCCAUGGUGGUUUGUUUAUGCGGGUGUGUCUUGUCUUCUCGUGCUGUUUGCUGGAAUUAUGUCUGGGCUUACGUUGGGGUUGAUGUCAAUGGGACUUGUUGAGCUUGAAAUUCUUCAAAGGAGUGGUACUAUUACUGAGAAGAAACAAGCAGCUACUAUUUUACCUGUUGUUCAAAAGCAGCAUCAGCUUCUUGUAACUUUGCUUUUAUGUAAUGCGGCUGCAAUGGAGGCUCUUCCAAUAUACUUAGACAAAAUUUUCCAUCCUGUUGUUGCUGUCGUUCUCUCUGUGACUUUUGUUUUAGCUUUUGGUGAGAUCAUUCCACAAGCGAUAUGCUCCCGAUAUGGGCUUGCUGUAGGUGCAAACUUUGUCUGGCUUGUUCGUGUUCUUAUGAUCAUUUGCUAUCCCAUUUCUUACCCGAUUGGAAAGGUUCUUGAUGCUGUACUGGGACAUCAUAAUGCUUUGUUCAGACGAGCUCAGUUGAAAGCCCUUGUUUCUAUCCAUGGUAUAGAGGCUGGUAAAGGUGGUGAGCUCACACAUGAUGAAACUACUAUUAUUCGCGGAGCACUGGAUUUGGCAACAAAGACUGCAGCAGUGGCCAUGACGCCUAUUGAAUCAACCUUUUCCCUGGAUGUCAAUUCAAAGUUGGACUGGGAAGCAAUUGGGAAAAUCCUGGCACGAGGUCAUAGCCGUGUUCCUGUUUAUUCUGAACAUCCAAAGAAUAUUAUCGGACUUCUACUGGUGAAGAGUCUUCUUACAGUACGAGCAGAAACAGAGACCCAUGUUAGUGCUGUUUCCAUCAGGAGAAUGCCUAGGGUACCAGAGGAUAUGCCUUUGUAUGAUAUUCUCAAUGAAUUUCAAAAGGGAAGCAGUCACAUGGCAGCUGUAGAGAAAGUAAGCAAGAAAGACUGCAACCUUGAAUCUGAUCGAGCUGGUGUCAAAGGUGGAGAAAACAAAUUUUGUAAUGGGGACUCACAGUUAACUACACCAUUCCUGUGCAAGAAUGAUGAAAAAUCAGACAUUGUUACUAUAAAUAUUGAUAAGGUCUCAUUGCAGAAUCAAGAAAUGAAAUUACCGUCGUUGCAUCAAAAGGGUGUUACGACAAAUAACUCAACAUAUUUAGCAGAAGAUAUUGAAGAUGGGGAAGUUAUUGGCAUCAUUACUCUGGAAGAUGUUUUUGAGGAACUCCUGCAGGAGGAAAUUGUGGACGAGACUGACGUAUAUGUAGACGUUCAUAAAAGAAUACGUGUAGCUGCUGCUUCAUCAGUUGUUCGAGCACCUUCUGCUAGGAAAUUGACAGGUCAAAAGGCUUCAGGCAAGGGAAGCAAGGACGGACUCAGAAGAAGUCAGUUGAGCAAUGAUUGCAGUAGAUAAUGUGGAGAUUGACCUUUCUUUGGCACCGAUGUGCGGCUUAUUAAGAGUAAAUGGACCAUUCAGGUUCAGUCUGUAUAAAAUUUGUAGUCGUUUUCAUUUAACCAGGCAAUGUAAAUUUUUGCAGUUUCGAUUGUAAUAUGCAUGUGACUCUUGGUAUAUACUAUCACUUGUAUCAAGCUCGAGUAUAGUGACUUAGAUAGACUGUAAUAACAGCAUCAUUCUUUUUUUCCCCUAGAGAUAACUACCCCCUACACUUCUCUUUGUGCCCAGUUUGUGUAAAAUGACAUCUUCAAUACAGAAUGCAACCGAGUAAAAGGUUAUUGC
This is a messenger RNA of Solanum pennellii, 2106 nucleotides long. Its product is annotated as putative DUF21 domain-containing protein At1g03270. Bases 313 to 1782 code for a protein of 489 amino acids. Gene Ontology annotation, biological process: magnesium ion homeostasis. NCBI's taxonomy places the organism in Eukaryota, Viridiplantae, Streptophyta, Magnoliopsida, Solanales, Solanaceae. Gene Ontology annotation, cellular component: intracellular membrane-bounded organelle. The transcript has 14 exons. The record is from RefSeq and is a predicted model, not a curated record.